GGGCGUGGCUUUACUUAGCGCCGUGAGAUGCUCAGCCAAUUAGCGUCCGGGGUUGGGUUUCCCACUGUCAUGGCGGCGCCCAUGACCCUUUGACAGCGCUGUGACAGAGCUGAUCGCGGAGAUCUCCCUGGGAUUGCUGCCGGCAGUCUGUAGUGACACACAGCGAGGAGAUGGGCACAGUACACGCCCGGAGUCUGGACCCUCUGCCCAUGAAUGGACCCGACUUUGGAUCCCCCGACGAUGCUGAUCUGGUGGAAGUGGAACCUCAGAAGAAACAGGAGAUUCUAGAGAAUAAAGAUGUGGUGGUACAACGCGUUCACUUCGAAGGUCUUGGAAGGACGAAAGAUGAUCUCGUUGCGCAUGAAAUCGGCCAAGUAUUUAAGGCUAAAAACCUCAUUGAAGUUAUGAGAAAGUCUCACGAGGCCCGAGAAAAACUUCUCCGUCUGGGAGUGUUUCGGAAUGUGGAAGUCUUGAUCGAUACCUGCGAAGGGGAAGACGCUGUGCCCAAUGGACUGGACGUGACGUUUGAGGUCACAGAAUUAAGAAGAGUAACAGGAAGUUACAAUACGAUGGUUGGAAACAAUGAAGGAAGCAUGGUUCUCGGGCUGAAACUCCCCAACCUGUUCGGCCGCGCUGAGAAAAUGACUUUCCAGUUUUCCUACGGAACCAAAGAGACGUCCUACGGCCUGUCCUUCUUUAAACCCCAAGUCGGGAACUUUGAACGAAACUUCUCAGUCAACUUGUACAAAGUAACGGGGCAGUUCCCGUGGAGUUCCCUGCGAGAGACCGACCGGGGCGUAUCUGCCGAAAUCAACUUCCCCAUCUGGAAAACCAGCCACACCCUGAAGUGGGAGGGAGUUUGGCGAGAGCUCGGCUGUUUGGCCAGAACCGCGUCAUUUACUAUACGAGAAGAGAGCGGACACACCCUCAAAUCUUCAUUAUCUCACUCCAUGGUGAUUGAUUCUCGUAACGCCUCCAUCCUUCCCAAAAGUGGCGCCUUGCUGAAAAUCAACCAGGAGCUGGCCGGAUACACAGGAGGGGACGUCAGUUUCCUAAAGGAAGACUUUGAGUUGCAGUUGAACAGGCAGCUUACCUGGGACUCUGUGCUGUCGACAUCUCUGUGGGGAGGAAUGUUGGUGCCGAUCGGAGACAGGCCGUCGAGUAUCGCAGACCGGUUCUACCUGGGGGGACCCACGAGCGUGCGAGGAUUCAGCAUGUACAGCAUUGGCCCCCAGAGUGAAGGUGACUAUUUGGGCGGGGAAGCUUACUGGGCUGGGGGCGUGCAUUUAUACACCCCCCUCCCCUUCCGGCCGGGACGCGGGGGAUUCGGGGACCUUUUCAGGACUCACUUCUUCCUGAACGCUGGGAACCUCUGCAACUUGAACUACGGUAAAUUCUGUUUAUCUUCCGUCUGUAAUAUAUUCAACUCUUCCUUCUUUUAUAUUAGAAGUAAUUCCAAAAAAAACAACUUGCUCCUUUUAUCCCUAGGGGAGGGCCCCGGGGCCCAUCUUCGACGAUUGGCUGAAUGUAUCCGCUGGUCCUAUGGGGCGGGGCUAGUUCUGCGCUUGGGGAAUAUCGCGAGACUGGAACUGAAUUAUUGUAUCCCUAUGGGGGUCCAGAGCGGAGACAGGAUCUGCGACGGGGUCCAGUUCGGCGCCGGAAUCCGAUUCCUUUAACCCUCCGACAACCAGCGGCCGACACGCGGGAUUUAAGGGAUGAACCACAGCACUUACCAAAACAUCCUUUUUAUUUCUUCCAAAUGAUCUUUGUGUAAUUAAAGCUGCACUCGGUCUCACAGCGGCCGGAAUAAAGUCUUUAUUGUGUUA
This is a messenger RNA of Xenopus laevis (African clawed frog), 1826 nucleotides long. It is a transcript of the gene samm50.L, whose product is annotated as SAMM50 sorting and assembly machinery component L homeolog. The transcript is spliced from 14 exons. NCBI's taxonomy places the organism in Eukaryota, Metazoa, Chordata, Amphibia, Anura, Pipidae. Gene Ontology annotation, cellular component: outer membrane; mitochondrial outer membrane. The coding region runs from base 171 to 1676 and encodes 501 amino acids. The record is from RefSeq and is a predicted model, not a curated record. Gene Ontology annotation, biological process: mitochondrial respiratory chain complex assembly; protein insertion into mitochondrial outer membrane.